Molecule: messenger RNA, 948 nt
Organism: Actinia tenebrosa (Australian red waratah sea anemone)
Lineage: Eukaryota; Metazoa; Cnidaria; Anthozoa; Actiniaria; Actiniidae
Product: adenosine receptor A3-like
Biological process (GO): G protein-coupled receptor signaling pathway
Cellular component (GO): membrane
Molecular function (GO): G protein-coupled receptor activity
Source: RefSeq, a predicted model, not a curated record
AUGGCAUCGACAUCAAACCAAACCAUUUCAACUUUUCAGUGCCCAAUCACUUCUAAUUUUGAUCCAACAAACAUUACCCAUCUCCCAUCAUCGGUCGUCCCAACGUGGAUUUCUCUAAUUACCAUCAACAUCGUCACCUCUCCGCCGAUCGUCCUCAUCAAUUUUCUUGUGAUCUGGACCGUACUGGAAAAUGAACAGCUCAGAUCUAACAGUUACUACCUCUUGGUGGCCAUCCUGUCGCUUAGCGAUCUUCUGGUAGGACUCGUUGUACAACCGCCGUUUGUUGCUUUGCUAGUCUGUAUCACAGUCCAGUAUUCUUUCCUAGUAUGUAAGCUGACCGUAGCCUUUUCGAUUUUUGUGUUACUUUGCAUCUCAUGGACAGUUGUUACCAUGGCGAUCGUCAGCUUGGAAAGAUACCUUUACAUCGAGCAUCCCCUGUACUAUCAAGCUUCAGUCACCACCAAGAAAAUGAUUAUAGUAACGGCAGCUGCCUGGGUUGUGACGGGGACAGCAGUCGUGACAAAUAGAUUCUUGGUGAACAACUCCUUGGUGAGGCAGCUUCCUUUUCUUCUGACUAUUGGUCCCAGCUUCGUCAUCAUCUUAUGUUGCCUCACCAAAAUACACCUGACGGCCUUUCGACAGAUGAGAACCAUCGUCGCCCAGCAGCAAUCGGUAGCCCAACAAAGUAAGAUCAAGGAAUACAAGCGUACUUUCACUUUAGGCUUGAUUGUGCUUGCAUCCGUGGCUUUUUUGUGUCCAAUGUUGGUUUUGAAAAUCGUAGAAGCUGUGAAGGGCAAUAAUUGGAGUGAUGAGUUCAAAUAUCUUCCUCAUGUUAUAUAUCUCACUGCCGCCCACUUGCAGUCCCUCAUCAACCCUAUCAUCUAUUCGCUUCGUCUUUUCGACAUCCGUUCAGGCGUGCCUAAAAAACUUYGUUACAAUCGCCAAUGA